This is a messenger RNA of Rotaria sordida, 1602 nucleotides long. The record is from the annotation of a GenBank genome assembly. Lineage: Eukaryota; Metazoa; Rotifera; Eurotatoria; Philodinida; Philodinidae.
AUGUCGACAACUGAUCUAAUUGAUACAGUUGAACUUUCGGAAAAUGUAUCAAUCGAUAAUGAACAGGAUCAAUCUAUGGAUCAUAAUGAAGAAGAACAGACACAACAAGAACAAUAUCAAUUUGAUGUGAUUGUUAUUGGUUCAGGACCAGGAGGUUAUACGAGUGCUAUUCGAUGUGCACAACUUGGUAAAUCAGUAGCAAUAAUUGAACGUGAUCUUCUAGGUGGUCAUGCUGUAAAUUGGGGUUGUAUUCCACUUAAUGCAAUGAUAGCGUCUGCUCGUUUUAUUCGUUUAAUUCAUGAAUCAGUUCGAUAUGGUAUUAAUAUAUCAUCACAUCGUAUUGAUUAUUUACGUAUUGCUCGUCAUCGUGAUGAAGUAGUUAAGAAAGCUCGUUCUCAAAUUAAAAAAUUCUUAGAAAAAUAUCAUAUUCAAGUAUAUACUGGUGUUGCUAAUAUUAUUGAUAAAAAUCAUAUAAUAAUAAAACCAAUUCAAAAGUAUACUUAUAUUAAUGUAUAUGAUGCUGAUGGUCGAAAUCCUUAUGAAACGGAUGAUUAUAUACCAAUUAGAGCUGAUAUUGAAAUUAGUGGCAAAAAUAUUAUUAUUGCAUCAGGUAUUGAAUAUAACUUUCCUAAUUUUGUUGAAACAAAUGAUACAAAAACAAUAGAUCCUACUCAACUUCUUUGGCAUAAAAAUAUACCUGAUUCAUUGAUUAUUAUCGGCGGAGGUGUAUUAGGUUGUGAAUUUGCUUCUCUCUAUCGUCAUCUACGUUCAAAUAUUAUUUUAAUAGAAAAAAAUUCAAGAUUACUUAAAUUUAUGGAUGAACAAGUAUCAUUUGCAGUUGAAACACGUCUUAAAGAUAUCGGUGUUGAAAUUAUUCUAAAUGCUUACGUUGAACGAGUAUCAAAAGGUGAAGUCAUCAUACAAUUACAACAAACAAAUACGAAACGUACUCUCCUUAGUAGUCUUGUUGUUAUAUGUACUGGUCGAAAAUCAACAUUUGAUUAUGAAAAUUUACAAAAUCUUGGUAUUAAUAUUGAUCAAGAACAUUCAACUAUUAUUAUUAAUGAAAAUACUUGUCAAACAUCAAUACCAACUAUUUAUGCAUGCGGUGGAGUAGUAUCAUCUUGUUGGUCUUGGAUUCCUUGUGUUAUACACCAAGGAUAUUUAGCAGCAAAUAGAAUAUCCGAAUAUGAAGAUAAUAGUAAAUCUUAUAUUCCGAUUAAUCUAGUUACACCUUUUGUUAUUAAUGUCAUUCCGGCAGUUGCUAGUGUUGGUGAAGUACCAAAAUUAACUGAUGAUGUACUUAUUUAUACAUUUAAAUUUCAAUCGAAUCAAAGAGCAAUUAUUGAUAAUCAAACAUGGGGUUUUAUUAAAAUGUGGACAACACGUGAAGAACCAAAGAAAUUUCUAGCUGUUCAACUUGUACAUGAAGCAGCAGCAGAAAUUAUUGAAUAUUAUAGUAUGAUUAUUUCAUUGAAUAUUCCUCUACGUGAAAUAUGUCUUCUUCCAUUUGCUCAUCCAACUUAUACGGAAAGUGUAAAAGAAGCAUGUGAAUAUGUACUUGGUCAAUCAAUGAAUUACGAAGGCACUUAUUUGAAUUAA